CUAUGGCCACAUGUUAAGAAUAUAACAAUAGCAACUGGAGGGUUUCUUUUUACUGGUGACUUUGUCCACACAUGGCUUGCAGCAACUCAGUACAUAGCCCCCCUAAUGGCCAAUUUUGACACGUCGGUGUCUGAAGAUGCAUGUGUGAAAUAUGCUGAUAACGGUACCGCAUUUACUGUCCAGUGGGACAAAGUGAAGCUGAAAGAUCACCAGGAUGCUGGCACAUUUACUUUCCAGGCAACAUUGCAUCAGUCGGGAGACAUCAUAUUCACUUAUAAACAGAUACCAGUCACUGUCACAAGCAUCCACGAUGAUGAGCAUCCAGUGAAAGUUGGGCUGUCUGAUGCGUACAUAGUAAAAAGAUCGUACCAUCUUUUUUUUUAUGGUAUUGAAUAG
Macrobrachium nipponense is the source of this 396-nucleotide messenger RNA. RefSeq names its product plexin domain-containing protein 2-like. The record is from RefSeq and is a predicted model, not a curated record. NCBI's taxonomy places the organism in Eukaryota, Metazoa, Arthropoda, Malacostraca, Decapoda, Palaemonidae. Bases 106 to 396 code for a protein of 96 amino acids. The transcript has 4 exons.